Molecule: messenger RNA, 3128 nt
Organism: Eriocheir sinensis (Chinese mitten crab)
Lineage: Eukaryota; Metazoa; Arthropoda; Malacostraca; Decapoda; Varunidae
Gene: shu
Product: inactive peptidyl-prolyl cis-trans isomerase FKBP6-like
Exons: 9
Coding region: 1521-2831 (436 amino acids)
Molecular function (GO): protein binding; peptidyl-prolyl cis-trans isomerase activity
Source: RefSeq, a predicted model, not a curated record
UCAUGUUCCUGGGUUAUAAAUAUAUUAAUACUGAUAAGUGGGAAAUCGAGCAUAUCGGUAAGGUUUCAUGAUUGCUAUUUACUGAAGGCUGAUCAACGAAAAAUGAAUAAUUCAUACUUAUACUUCCAAUACAUUUCCUAUGACCGACUCAUAUCAUCCCCCAACAUCCUAACCCUAUAAAACCUCCCCCCUCCCCUCUUCGGUGUAGCCAGGAAUAGUGUAGUCUGUCUGUCCCGUGCAUCGCUCAAGCGUCAAGUCUGUGUUAGGAGGAUUCUGUACGUGCACGCUGUUACCUUACACUUCCCGAGGAUAGAUGAAGACUUGUGCCAACACCUUGACGGGGUGAAUAGGCUUACGUGACUCCAGCAGCUGUGGCCAACCUCCUCAUUUGUUGUGUGGUAGCUAUUUUGUGUAGUCAUAUUCUCCGUCUGUCUGCCGCAUUGAAUUUCUCCUUAUUAUAAUAAUUAUUCAGCACCUUUGUUUUGUGUGUCCGUGCGGCAGAAGCGUUACUUCCCCCAGUAUUAAUGGUAUUCUGCUCACAGCCAUUUUUUUCCCACUAGCUAAGUAUUUAUUUGUGUAGUUAUUUGAGAAAACGGCUCAAGCGUUACUCACUGCAUUUCCUGAGACAUUUAUUUUAGUUUUAUUCAGAAAUGCUCACUCGUUGAAAUCAAUCCGUAUGGCAUUUAUUUGUAGACAUUCUCCUAAUUUAUAGUGGCAGUCUAUUUGUAUAUGCAUUAUUGUAAUAGUUUCUGGGACGUCCGCAUUUCCUCGUGCAUUAAUCUAAUGUAAAGCGGUACAAGGAUUUCUUCACAGUUUUAACGAGCGAAUGAGCGUAGUGGCCGCUUGCAUUCUGGUGCUUGACCCGUUUCUGUGAGCGGAAACUGGUUCGAAACACUCCUGCUUCAUAUUAUUUUAUUAUUUCCUCUUUGUGGCACCCUGCGAGGUACUGACCUGCUCCAAGGUAUCUUUCCUCUGUGUUGAUUUAGUAGAAUACUCGGAGAACCUAAGGAUAAGUCGGCGAGGCUCAGUUUGUGGUGUAAUUGAUUGAUUGAUUGUGUGGGUGUGAGUACCCCUGCCUCCUUGCCUGUUCCUCCCUGCCUCUGCCUACCCCCUCGUGCCUCCAUGCCUCUCCCUCCCUUUUCCCUCCAGUCCCCCUCCUUGCCACCAUUCCUCUCCCUCCAACGUUCCUCCAGUCCCCCUCCCUGCCUCCCACCCCCCGCCCCCCUCACUGCCACAGAAAACGAGACGAGGAGGACGCGGCGGCCAUGAGCGGGCGUCAGGGAGGUUAGUGUCAGACUGUAUCAUGAUUGUGAAGUACCCAGCUGAUAUUUAGUCUUAUCGCUCUCAUGAGUGGACGGCGCGGGCCCCAGGGUGACGGCAGUGUGGCGGGGCGAGGGCUGAGUGGCCAUGAUAGCCCCGCGAGGCGUGUGUUGUGGCUGGGGGCGAGGGUACCACAUGGCGACUUUGUUGAGGCAUCGGGAAAUAGGCUUUUUGGGCAUUACCAAGGCUGAGCAAGUGACAUGUCCGCCAGAGGGGGCAGUCAAGGUCAGACCAUGGAGCUGUUAGACGAGGCUGAUCUAGGUCCUCCAAUGCGACUCAAGGAGGCUCUCAGUGUGAGGGAGUUAUCCUCUGAGUCCGGCAUGGUGUUUGAGAUAGCAGAUGAGCCAGAUGAAAACCGCCAUGCCCAACCACAGAAACUCUUUUAUGAUGAUGCCGCACUCAUAUCCAGUCUUAGCCUUGAUGGAGGAAUGUAUGAAGAUGAUGAAAGUAUAGUAUCAGAUGGAGAUGAGAGUGAGCCCUUUCAGCGACUGGCUGCCAAGAUGGUAGAUGUCUCCGGAGACGGUGGAGUGCUGAAGAUGGAAGUGAAGCCUGGAGUUGGGCAUUGCAUUCCUGACGGUGCAAGUGUUACAUUCCACUACUCGGCAUUCCUGGAGUAUAGUGACGAGCCCUUUGACUCUACGAUGUUACGGGAGCAGCCAGAGAGGAAGCUGCUGGAUGCUGGGGAGAUGAUUCCAGGCCUCAAUGUAGCCAUCAAGACUAUGAGGAGGGGUGAGAAAUCCAGGUUCCUCAUCCAGCCUCAGUAUGCCUUUGGUGAGGUAGGGUGUCCACCAAGGAUCCCAGGAGGAGAGAGACUCCUAUAUGAGGUGCAUGUGGAGAGUGUUGUGGAUCGGACCGCUGCUGAUACAUUUGAAGAAUUAGAAGAAGGGAAGCAGAGCCUGACAACCUUCAAGGAGAGGCUAGAAGCUGCCCAAGCACACCACAGCCAGGGUAAUCAGCAUCACAGUGAAGGAAAUCUGGGUGCUGCUAAGAGCUCCUACUAUCGUGCUACCUGGAUUAUGGAGUACAGUGCCCUGAAAAACCGUGAAGAGGAACUGGAGAGAGGCAAGAUUCUUAUCAGGUUGAGGAGCAAUUUGGCGCAGAUUUAUUUGGAGUUGAAGGACCCUGCCCGGGCCUGCACCCAGUGCAAGAUGGGACUCGCAGUAACCGGAGAGCAUCCAUCAGCAAUUAUUGCCAAGCUUUAUUUUAGGUACGGGAAGGCCAAACGCCUUCUUAAUAACUUUGCAGAAGCAAAGAAGUUUCUUCUUAAGGCAAAAAAAAUCAAACCUGGCUGGAAUGAAAUCACACAGGAGCUGGAAGCUCUGACCCAGUCAGAGGAGAAGUGGGCUGCUCGGGAGCGGUUCAUGUGCCAGCGCAUGUUUAACUUCAGUGAUAGUAGCCCAGGACCAGAGAGCUCCUCCCAUAGCACACCACCCAGCAGAUUGAUGGGAAGACCAAGGAACAAAGCUGGGUCACAAGAUAAAGAGGUAAAACAUAAAUCUAGAGCUUGUUAGGUGUGUAAUAAUGAUGCAGUGUAAUGAUGCCUUUCUCACGUGUAGCACGUCAUCUUGAAGCCAUGUGUUGUACAGCUUCUUAAAGUAGGUACCCUUUCUCAAGUACAGAAUAUAGGAUGUAUUUUUCCUUAAUUAAUUAAGAGCCAUCAUUUAAUUGAACUAACCCCAAGUCAGUUUAGGGAGAACUUAAGCAAUGGCUACUAGCCUAUACUGAAAUGACAUAACAUCAACUUUUGACUGGGUAAAUAAAUAGUGUAAUUGACAUCUGUCAACACUUAAUAAAGUGUAUGUACCUCA